GGAAUUGCAGGAAUCUCGGCCGUGAAGAACUUGACUGAAGUUGGGUUCGACGUAACUGGAUUCGAGGCUUCUGAUGCCAUUGGGGGCCUCUGGCACUAUAGCGAAGAUCAAAGGACAAGCUGCUUAUCUAGUGAGCGCAUGUGGCUAAGUAUACAGUUCGGGUUUUCUGACUUUCCCUAUGCUGGCGCGUCUGAUGUUCCACUUUAUCCAACAGAAAUCCAAGCAUUUCUGGAAUCGUAUGCUCAGCAUUUCGAUAUUGUACCUCGGCUUCGCCUCAAUACAAAAGUGAUAGCCGUCAGCCGGAUUGGGGACAAGUGGCGCUUGCUUCUUACCAAUUCAGGAGGUAGAAAUGAAGAACAGAUGUUCGACAGACUGAUCAUAUGCACUGGACUGUUUCAAACCCCCAAGGAGCCUCGUGUUGAAGGGCUAGACCAAUUCAAGGGCAACAUACUAAAUACCCAUACUUACAAAAGCCCAAAGAAUCUCGACGGGAAGCGGGUAUUAAUUGUUGGUCUUGGUGCAACGGCAACAGACAUUGCCAGAGGUCUUGUAGGCAGGGCAAAUCACGUUUUCAUAUCUCACCGAAAUGGAUGCCUGAUGUUGCCCUAUGGCAAAGCAAAUGACAUAUGCUUUCCCUCUCUGCGCAAGCAGCGGGAAAACGCGAAAAGGCCAGCCUUUGAACAAGGUCGAAUUCUUCAUAAAGCAUUUAUCGACAUGCAAGAUGAAGCAUUUAACCUGAAGCCAGAGUGGGGUCUUGCUAACGCCCCUGCCAUGCCUCACAAACUGCCAAUCAUUGGGGACGAGUUUUAUGACCUUCUCGCCUCCGAAGCUGUCACCUUGGUUUCUGGGAUAAAGAGAGUCCUUGAGUCCCAUGUAGAGCUGACAGACGGAAACAAACUAGAAGUUGAUGUCAUCAUAUUUGCAAUUGGCUACAAUAAGUCGUAUUCACUGCUGGGUCCUUACGAUCCUUCCAGACAUAUGCCGCAAGCAUGGAAAGAUGCUCGAGGAUCUAUAGGACGACCUCUUCCAAGGCUUUUCCAAGGAAUAUUUUCGUUGGAUUUCCCAGACUCUCUUGCUUACUUGGAGAAUGUGGGUUGCACCCUUUCCGCUUCGAUUAACGGGGAUCUGGCAUCAAUGGCAUUGGCCCAAGUGUGGCUUGGAAACUCAAAAUUGCCUCCCGCUAGUGAGAUGGCGGACAACGCAGACAAACAGAACCAGAUGGCAAUAUCUCUGGCCCAGGACGGCGAGAUUUAUGAUCCAGCCACUGUGAAUCCAACAGAGUGGAAUAUGUGGGCCGACAGGGCGGCAGGUCUGGGAAUACAGGACAGGCUUGGUAAUGGAUGGAAAUCAUGGUGGCUAUGGUUGACAGACUAUCAUCUGUACGGGGCACUUUUGGACGGGAAAUUUGUGCCACAGGUCUACAGACUGUUCGAUGAAGGAAAGCGGAAACCAUGGAAAGGCGCUCGAAAUUCGUUGUUUAAGGCUAAUGGAAUGAACUGA
Trichoderma virens Gv29-8 is the source of this 1500-nucleotide messenger RNA. RefSeq lists its product as uncharacterized. The annotation marks the transcript as partial. NCBI's taxonomy places the organism in Eukaryota, Fungi, Ascomycota, Sordariomycetes, Hypocreales, Hypocreaceae. The record is from RefSeq and is a predicted model, not a curated record. Gene Ontology annotation, molecular function: flavin adenine dinucleotide binding; NADP binding; N,N-dimethylaniline monooxygenase activity. The transcript has 5 exons.